This is a messenger RNA of Pimephales promelas (fathead minnow), 1869 nucleotides long. The record is from RefSeq and is a predicted model, not a curated record. NCBI's taxonomy places the organism in Eukaryota, Metazoa, Chordata, Actinopteri, Cypriniformes, Leuciscidae.
GCCUCCUCCUGGGGAGGGAAUGAGGAGACACCUCUGUGAGGAAAAUGCGCGCGAAGUGACGCGACACGCGCCGCUCUACAAGUGUUUGGACCAUUUUCCACGAACAGCGCGAGGACCGGGGCGCGAAAACGACUCGCCCUUUUGAGGGGACAAACAUGACUGUGGUGCCCGGGGAGAACCUCGACGAGACUGUGGCAUUGACAGUCCUGUCCCAAGAUGUUUACGAACCUGAACGGGCAGAUCAGGAGUGUUGCGAGCGGGUGGUCAUCAACAUCUCCGGACUGCGCUUCGAAACCCAACUGAAAACCCUGGCGCAAUUCCCUGCCACCUUACUCGGUGACCCCAGGAAAAGAAUGCGCUUCUUCGACCCUCUGAGGAACGAGUACUUCUUUGACAGGAACCGACCGAGUUUUGAUGCCAUCCUCUACUUCUACCAGUCUGGAGGCAGGCUGAGGAGACCCGUCAAUGUUCCCGUGGACAUAUUUAUGGAGGAAAUCAAAUUCUACGAGUUGGGAGAAGAAGUCAUAGAGAGUUUUAAGGAGGACGAGGGCUUCAUCAAAGAGGAAGAGCGACCUUUGCCAGUAAACGAGUUCCAGAGGCAGGUUUGGCUGCUGUUCGAGUAUCCCGAGAGCUCUGGACCCGCGAGGGGCAUCGCAAUAGUGUCAGUGCUCGUCAUUUUGAUAUCAAUUGUCAUAUUUUGCUUGGAGACUUUACCUGAGUUUAGGGAGGACGGGAAAAUGCACGAGCGCAUCGUAAUAAACGGAACUGCCAGUUUAAAGAAACCCAAUCCCUUCACAGACCCCUUCUUUAUCGUGGAGACCCUUUGUAUCAUCUGGUUCUCCUUUGAACUUCUCGUGAGGUUUCUCGCGUGCCCGAGCAAGCCAGCCUUCUUUAAGAAUAUAAUGAACACAAUCGACAUAGUGGCCAUUAUUCCCUACUUCAUCACCUUGGGUCUGGAGUUGGCCGAGCAUCAGGCCAACGGCCAGCAAGCGAUGUCUCUGGCCAUCCUGAGGGUCAUUCGCUUGGUGCGGGUGUUCCGCAUAUUCAAGCUCUCCAGACACUCGAAGGGGCUUCAGAUCCUGGGAAAGACCCUUCAAGCGAGCAUGCGAGAACUGGGUCUCCUCAUAUUCUUCCUCUUCAUUGGAGUUAUACUGUUCUCCAGCGCCGUGUAUUUCGCCGAGACGGACGACCCCGAGUCGGGGUUCAGCAGCAUCCCCGAUGCCUUCUGGUGGGCAGUGGUUUCCAUGACAACUGUAGGCUACGGGGACAUGUGCCCAGUCACCAUCGGUGGCAAAAUAGUGGGCUCUUUAUGUGCCAUAGCUGGUGUGCUCACCAUUGCUCUACCAGUGCCCGUCAUCGUGUCCAAUUUCAAUUACUUCUACCACAGGGAGACCGAGCACGGGGAGCAGAUGCAAUACACACAUGUAACGUGUGGUCAGCAGCAACCCUCGUUUGAGGAAUUUAAAAGGAGUGACAGCAAAACAUCCCUUUCCAAAUCAGACUAUCGGGAUUCAGAGGAUGGGGAUUCAGUCAAAUACACCAACUGCAGCCCGCGUAAAGCAUAUGCAGGGAAGCUUACUGAUGUAUGAAUGUUGAAAGACAAUUAUAGACCCAAAGAAGCGAACCUUUCUCUGUGACUGUGAGUACAUCCUCAUCCCUCGCGCUGGCUUGAGUAGAAGUCCGAUAAUCUGCGUGGAACAAGGACUUCUGGAGCGGAUUUUGCUAUAACGUGAUUGUUCGAUUGUUUUCCAAACUGUCUUCCAUUGUUGUGAUCGCCGAUCAUCGAAGCGCGAGACGUAGGCUAGCUGUAGGCGCAAAUAUAAAAUAAACAAAUAGGAAAAAAAAAUAUAUAUAUAUAUAUAACGUAUU